Messenger RNA from Lachancea thermotolerans CBS 6340, 4359 nucleotides. Its product is annotated as KLTH0H08602p. The transcript has a single exon. Gene Ontology annotation, biological process: invasive filamentous growth; bipolar cellular bud site selection; pseudohyphal growth. The coding region runs from base 1 to 4359 and encodes 1452 amino acids. Gene Ontology annotation, cellular component: incipient cellular bud site; cellular bud tip; actomyosin contractile ring. Gene Ontology annotation, molecular function: MAP kinase scaffold activity. The record is from RefSeq and is a predicted model, not a curated record. Lineage: Eukaryota; Fungi; Ascomycota; Saccharomycetes; Saccharomycetales; Saccharomycetaceae.
AUGGUAACAAGCAAGGCAGACUUGACUGCUGAGCAGAGAGGUCAGCUCUAUGGUUAUUUUUGCGAACUUAGAGACUUCUUUCAGGUGACAGGGACAAAGCACGAUAGGUCGAACUCCGCGAGGGCACAGAAGGCAAGAUCGAAACUCUUAAAGCUCUAUCCCUCUCAGUUCUUUGAACUCAGCACUGAUGUUCACGACGAGCUUCAACGACGCAUAGAUGAAAACCAGGCCCAACCAGACCACCUCCUCCCCAAAGACACUUUCCAUGUCAAGAGGAAUCAGGCCCGCCAAAAGUUGGCCAACCUUUCGCAGUCGCGAUUUAACGAUCUCGUUGACGACAUUCUUUAUGAGAUCAAAAGAAGAAACUACCACGAGAAGCCAGAACAUAAAGGAACUGACAUUUCUGAAAAGUAUAGUGGUGGAACCCCUACAUCCUCUUCUCAUUUUGAGGGCGUUUUCUCCGGGGACGAGGCGGGAAAUCACACAAAGGACACUGGUGAGACUAGCGACGCCAGUCAGGCUGAUAUACACAACCAGAAAAAUGGUUACACUAUCGCUCCCGAGAUGGUCCUUAGCGACACUAACGAAAGCCCAUCGAAAAUUACGCCAAAUGCUUCUGUUCAAGCCUCCCAGGUUAUACCAAAGAAGGCUUCUAUUGAAUGGAGCUCCGAUGAGGAGGAUGAAGAUGAUUCCCACAAACCUAAACAGGUUUCUGAUAAAGAGCAAGACUCUCCAGUGAGCAACUCUCAGACCGGCGAGACAACAAUACAGAGCCCGCUUUUUUCCUCGAAAGAUGCUGAUAGAUUGCAUUUUUCUGAGAAUGAAAACGGUUUUAAUAAACAUGCCAGCCCCUCUAGGGAAGAAAACUACACCUUUAGCGAAGAAUUUUCUUCCCAAAGUCCUCUAUUCUCGUCAAGCAAGAAGACAAAGCGCUUCUCCGAGUUGGAAGAUGAUCUCAACCACAGCAGAAAGUCCAUUAGUGGGAAUGAAAACGGGCUUCUUGGACAAUCUCCUCCACAAAGCCCGCUUUUCUCACUACAGCAUAGAGAGACCGAUGGCAAUCCUGAGCUGCUAUCUGCCUCAGAGCUUAAGGACGAUAGAAAGGAGGUUGAAGCAGCUCACUCAUGGGGCAAUUAUUCGGAAGGCCACGCUUCUGGAAAAGCUCUGCAAGGAGCGUUGGCUGAUGAUUUGCUUCCUGUUUCAAGAGGUUUACCAGAAGACCGCAGAGCAGCGCCCAACACUUCCUCAACGAAUGAUGACAACGUAGGUAACACCUCAAGAACAAGCCACCCCGGUAGAACUUCUAACGAAUCUGGCACUUCAAUCAAUGCCUACACUGGCAACAGGGGUUCUAUAAAAAGGGCUUCACUGGAACACGAGAACAGCAAGCGUGAGAUAGAGGUGUUGAUGGCUGAAGGGACAAAGAUGGACAUGAGAAUCACAGAACUCGAAAACUCCAACUCCAUUUUGUCCUCCGCUAAGAACGAGCUGGACCGUAGAAUCCAAGAUCAUCAAUCUGAAAUUCUGGAACUGAAGUCUCGGCUUGAGAAAUCCAGCAAAGAAGCUGAGGAUGCUAAAGCCGAAGUCCUGCGCUUGACGGAACAGGAAGUUAAAGAGGGCGAUUCUCUAGGGAAGUCAAUUGAUCAAAGCCACCAAGAAGAGUUUGCUCGCUUAACAAAACAAGUCAACUCCUUAUCGAUUGAGAAUGAGGAGCUGAAACAAAAGAACGCAGAGCUCGAAUUCAAAAUGAAGUUAUUGAAUUCAUCAAAUCGUAAAGAUGAAAAAUCUAUUUCGCCUUCAACAAGGCAGAAGGCUGUAGGCUCGGAUCGCCUCAAGGAGAAGGAACUUUUGUCAGAUCCGGAAGCGCUUAAAAGGUAUUCAUCUGAAGACGGGCUUCUUCCAUUGGAUUUGAUCCUUUCCUUUAACAAACAAAUUGAAACCAUCUUCUACCACCUCCACGACAAGCAGCACCUACCAGCAUUUGGGGAUCAGCUUUUUGAGGACAUAUCUCGCAUAUCAGAGCUGAUUCACAAGACAAUAAAGCUAGUGGAUGUUUCGGAUCACCAAGAUCAAGUAAUUUUGCUGAAGGCUUCACUUUCUCAUGCAAUCACAUCGGUACGGUAUUUUGCAAGUUAUCACGACAUCUUGCCUCCUAUUACGGUCGAGAGUGCCAUUUCUGAUAUUAGCUUUGCGGUCUGUGGACUUCUCGACGUUGUCAAGAUUAUUGACGCUCCACAGGCAGUAAUUAGCAAACAACACUUAUCGGAACCUAGCCCACAAACCCCAAUCAUGAAAAACAUGAAGUCGUCAUCUAGUCUUGCUGGCGAGGAGGCUAACUCAGGGCUCAAAGAUCCCCGUGGCAUCAACAAGCACGCUAUUGAGGAAUCCAACAAUAGUAUGUCUCCAGUGAAGCCCCUCAAAAUUACUCAAAAAGUUGUUCAAAACUCCCCUCCAACUAAACCAACAAUUUCGGCCAGGAAGCCUUCUAGCACGCUGUUUACUUCAAUGCUAAGUCCAAGCUUGAGCAACAACAGCUCACCCAGAAAUUCACAAUUUUCGAACCUCCGCUUUGCUUCCGGUGCCAAGUCAGAGGAGGACGUAAGGAUCGAUAAAGGGAGCGAGUCAAAAAGUCAUUCUCAAACCGACAAGGAAGACAGUGCACGUUCACCAGAGGGCGGAAUCUCAGUCAAAGAAAAAAUGGACAAUUCAUUGCAGGAAGCCAGUAAAAACGGCAACAAUUCUGGAUUAAGCGCUCAAGAACGCCUAUUCUUGAAUGGAAAAGAGAAUCAUAAUCUCAGCAAAGGGGAAGAAUCGAGAAAAAUUGAAAAGAGGGUUGAUUCUAUUAUUCCUACUUCUGAAACCAAGAGCAGCGUUCCUGAGAAAUUCAACCGUGGCCCAGAUUUCUCUCUUUGCGCUGCCUCUGGAGGUGACACCACGGAUGAUCAAUACAAUCACAAAAGCGAUGCCAGUAAUACAACUAGUGAUGAGGACCUAACUUAUCAGGCUUUGAAGCAAUCUAUGAAAAAAAACCACGAAAUUGCCGGGGAGAAGAAGAUAGAGAGCUCCAUGCCAAGCAAAAAGCCAGAAGGAAAAAUAAAUGUUCCCAAGUUGCGUUCAUCGCUAGACAGUUCACCCAAACGUGGCGGUGGCGAUAGCGACGGUGUAUCGGCUCUAAAGACGAUACAGGGUGCGGUGCACGCAAAAGAGUCGCCUGCUGAACCCCCAAGGAUUAUAAAGCAGGUCAUUACCACUCAAAUGGAAGGGCCCCCGGAUGAAACUGAUGCUGACAUCGAAACCUCGCCAUUCCGCUUCGAUGAUGCAAUGGCGCUUGAAAGGUCUGUUAACCAUAAGUCGCCUACAAAAAAUCUUGAACUCAGUCCUUUGAAGAACUCCGAAGUGAAAGUGAAGGAUCGAGCUGUUGCAACAACUGAAAAUAGGGCUUUCGACGUCGAAAAUUCAGCGAUUGAAAUCAACGAUACAAAUAGCAGAGCCCCAUCCGGGGCCGUAAAUGGUUUCAGUAAACAGAAGGAAAAUCUUUCUUUGGAUGAGAAUUCGAAGAAGAAACAGAUCAAACCGUUUUUGGAGGGUGUUAAGAAAGGUACAGACGCCAACGCACAAAAAACUUCCCCCAACCCAAGUACGACCCAAAGUUCCUCAACUUCCCAACCAAUCAUCAAAGUUAGCAACUUCGGAAGUGAAGGGUCGCCAGCGGCGAGAACGGUUGUAAAAGAGGAAGAAAUUGAAGAUGUAAGAAAUGUUCCUGCUAUUAACAGGGCUAAGAGCACCUCCUCGAACAAUCAAAAAUCUUCUGCCAGGCUUUCGAACACAAGUCUUGCUGAGAAAGAGUAUGAGGACGAGGGCGACUUUGACAUAGAUGCCUUUGACAUCGAAAAUCCAGAUAAUACAUUGUCUGAGCUGCUUUUGUAUCUCGAGCAUCAAACCAUUGAGGUCAUCAGCACGAUCCAGUCCCUCUUAACAUCGAUAAAGCAACCACAAGCGUCUACUGGCGAGCUUCGAAAGGGUUCUGGUGCUAUAACUCGAGUUAUUGCUCAAAUGAUUGAAGCUACUUCCGUCUCAAUGGCACAGUCACGAAACGCCCCUCUUAAGGAACAUGGAAACUGGGUUGUCCAAAGCUUGGAAGAUUGUCAAAGAAGGAUGACCACUCUCUGUCGUCUGAAAAGAGAUGGAACCGUUGAAGUCAACGAGGGUGAUAGCGAUUACGCUGACAAACACUUCAAGCAACGUUUAGCUGGUAUUGCAUUUGAUGUUGCCAAGUGCACUAAGGAACUUGUAAAAACUGUAGAAGAAGCAAGCCUCAAGGAAGAAAUCGAGUUCCUAAACUCUAAAAUUUCUUCUUGA